AGAGAAGUACACAGAGCAACACACUGAUACUUUUCGUUUCCGUUACCCUUCCGCCCGUAUACGAUACAAGAGCUACCACCGGCGGUUUCCUCCGUCAACAUCUUCGCAGAUUUUCCCCGGCGUCCACUAUUGGCCACCGGAUACGACGGUGCGUAUGGCUCAGCCGCCGUUCGAUCCGUACUACCUGUACCAACAAGAUGAUCGGAGCAACAUCAACACGCUCUUCGUGUCGGGGCUCCCGGACGACGUGAAGGCGCGUGAGAUUCACAACCUCUUCCGCCGCCGCCCCGGCUUCGACUCUUGCCAGCUCAAGUACACCGGCCGCGCCAACCAGGUAGUGGCGUUUGCUACGUUUUUCAACCACCAAUCGGCAAUGGCAGCGCUGCACGCCUUGAAUGGUGUGAAAUUUGAUCCUCAAACUGGAUCUGUUUUACAUAUUGAGCUUGCCAGGUCAAACUCUAGGAGAAAGCGAAAACCAGGCGGUGGAGCCUACGUGGUUAUAGAUAAAAGGACCAAAGGGGAGCGUGAUGUUCAGGGAUCAUCAAGUGAUGAUGGGGACAGUGACCCUGACGAACCAUCAGAGAGUGACGGCAACCAUGGUGAUUUAUCAACCAUACCAAGUGAUGAUGGAGCUGUUGGUUCUGGCCAUGCUAUACCCGUGGAGCAACAUGAAAAGGGCAGUGCCGGAGGACUGUGUUCCACUCUCUUUAUCGCAAAUCUUGGCCCAAACUGCACUGAAGAUGAAUUAAAGCAAGCCUUUUCUUCAUAUGCUGGAUUCAACAUGGUCAAAAUGCGCUCUAGAGGAGGAAUGCCAGUUGCAUUUGCUGAUUUUAAGGAACUUGAUCAAGCUGUUAAAGUCGUGGAGGAGCUUCAGGGAAGCUUGCUUCCAUCAUCGGAUCGGGGUGGCAUGCACAUAGAAUACGCAAGGUCUAAAAUGAGGAAGCAUUAGGAAAAAAAGUUGGAGUAGCCAACUGAAUAUCAACAAUUUCAAAUAGCCAACACAACGGAAUUCAUUUGAAAUGUGACCUUUUGUCAGACUAAGGAUACUCAUCCAUCAUGUGUCUGCUUCUGUCAAAAGCUAUGGUAAACGAUUGAAAUGCAUUACCAUCGCUUAACGCUUGGAUGGAAUUACCUUAUUUAUAUAAUUUGAUCAUCUCAUCCUCAUCAA
Molecule: messenger RNA, 1168 nt
Organism: Vigna angularis (adzuki bean)
Lineage: Eukaryota; Viridiplantae; Streptophyta; Magnoliopsida; Fabales; Fabaceae
Exons: 11
Coding region: 155-949 (264 amino acids)
Molecular function (GO): mRNA binding
Source: RefSeq, a predicted model, not a curated record